Messenger RNA from Symbiodinium sp. CCMP2456, 834 nucleotides. The record is from the annotation of a GenBank genome assembly. Lineage: Eukaryota; Dinophyceae; Suessiales; Symbiodiniaceae.
AUGAUGCAGCGCGCAGGUGCGAGAGUGCUCUUGGUCAUUGCAGUUGCCGCUGCACUGGCAUCCAGCCUGACAUCCUUGUGUCUUCUCCGCCAGGGUAUCGAGGUGAUCGCCGGGACUGAGUCGAAUGAUCUGGCGCGCAUGAACUUGCGUCGGAUUUUCUAUAUCAACUUGGAACGGCGUGCCCAGCGUCGUGCCAGGUUUGAGAAGCGAGCGCAGGAGCUAGGCUUGAUGGACCGGUUGUCCAGGUUUCCAGCAGUGGAUGGCCGACUUAUCGAUUUCGAGUCGUACCCACGAAGCGUCGUAACAGAGGCUGGAGUCAGCGCGGCAAGUGCGCCGCCGGCUGUGGUGAAUGGAGCUCAUCUAACCCCCGGCGCUUUAGGCCUCAUCUUGUCCUACCACACUUUGUUGCAGCGCAUCGCUGCAGAUCAGGAAGAGGAAAGCGUGUAUGUCGUUGCGGAAGACGAUGCUGUGCUCGAAGACAACUUUGUCAGCAGCUUGGGGCUUUGCUUGCAUGCGCUGCACGACGAAGACAGCAGGUGGGACUUUCUGCAUCUGGGCUACUACGACGAUGACUGUUCCCUCGCGCCGCUUAGAGGACCUGCAAAUCGACUUCUCUGUCAACCAAUUCAGGUUUAUGGACUCUUUGGUGCUGCAUUGCGGCCACGUGGUGCAGCGCAGCUUCUGAAGUAUCUCUUCCCGCUGGACGAGCAAAUAGAUUCCUCACUUGCGCGAGUGUACGACAAGUUGAAUGCAUACGCUGUGAGGACCCCCUUGAUGAGAGCACCGCACUCGACUCCUGGCAACACUGACAUCCAAAUCCUGCCCGAAGGCUAG